This is a messenger RNA of Brassica oleracea var. oleracea, 2300 nucleotides long. Its product is annotated as protein trichome birefringence-like. NCBI's taxonomy places the organism in Eukaryota, Viridiplantae, Streptophyta, Magnoliopsida, Brassicales, Brassicaceae. Gene Ontology annotation, cellular component: Golgi apparatus. The transcript is spliced from 4 exons. The coding region runs from base 160 to 2106 and encodes 648 amino acids. The record is from RefSeq and is a predicted model, not a curated record. Gene Ontology annotation, molecular function: O-acetyltransferase activity.
UUCUUUCUCAAAGUCAUCUCUUUUCUUAAAACACUUCAAGUUCGUACACACAUUUUCGCACUUCUUUCUCUUACCGAACCACCAAAACACUCGUCACGCGCCACGAACUCCCUCCACAUUCCCCACUUAUCACUAUCUCUCUCUCUCCCCUCUCCGUCUAUGGCGUCAGACGCCGUCAAGUAUACGCCGAUUCACAACGGAACAACAACAACUACAACAACAACCGCCGCCGCAGCCGAAAUCAAAAGCUUCUUCUCCGCCGUGAAACCCCGAAAAACCUCAACUUUCGCUUACGCCUUCGUAAUCACCUUCGUCGCUGUCACUCUCUUCUUCGCCUUUAGCCCUUCUACAAACUCGUCUUCCCCUUGGUUCUCCAACAUCUUCUCUUCCUUCUCCUCCACCACCACCGCUCCUUCAUCAGACGGAUCUCACUUCUCUUCGAUCUUCUCCUACAUCAUCCCCAACGCCACUUCAACGACCCCCACCAAUAGAUCUAGCGACGCCACCUCUAACACCACCGUCCCUGUCCCCGACGUCGCCAAAAACAGUACUUUGCAAUCACCGGCGCCGGAAAAUCGAACUCCGGUUGCUAAAAACACAACCUUUGGAUCUCCGACCAUAAACGGAACCAACCCAGUUGCCAAAAACAGUACUUUACAAGCACCGGCGCCGGAAAAUCGAACUCCGAUCGCUAAAAACCCAACCUUUGAAUCUCCGGUCGGAAACAGAACCAACCCAGUUGCCAAAAACAAUACUUUACAAGCACCGGCGCCGGAAAAACGAACUCCGGCUGCUAAAAACGCAACCUUUGAAUCUCCGGUCGUAAACGGAACCAACCCAGCUUCUCAACCUCUGCUUCCAGAUAAGUCUCCGACAGGAUCGAGUAAUCAGACACGAACCGCCACCGAUGAUGUUCGAAACCAGACAUCAGCUCCACCCGUGUCGGUAGAUCUGACAGCCAAUUCCAGUUCAUCAAGCAAAGGUGAUUCAGUUUCUUUAGUGAAGCAAGAGAUCGAGAAAUGGAGCGAAUCUCUAAAGAACUGUGAGUUCUUCGACGGUGAAUGGAUCAGAGAUGAAACAUACCCGCUUUACAAACCAGGUUCGUGUAAGCUCAUCGACGAACAGUUCAACUGUAUAUCAAACGGACGACCCGACAAAGACUUUCAGAAACUCAAGUGGAAGCCUAAGAAAUGUAGUUUACCAAGGUUAAAUGGAGGUAUAUUGCUGGAGAUGCUUAGAGGAAGAAGACUAGUGUUCGUGGGUGACUCUCUGAAUAGGAACAUGUGGGAGUCUCUGGUUUGUAUACUCAAAGGAUCGGUGAAAGAUGAGAGUAAAGUCUAUGAAGCUAGAGGGAGACAUCAUUUCCGUGGGGAGGCUGAGUACUCUUUUGUAUUCCAAGAUUAUAAUUGCACGGUGGAGUUCUUUGUUUCGCCCUUCUUGGUUCAAGAAACUGAGAUUGUUGACAAGAAGGGAACAAAGAAGGAGACUCUAAGGCUUGAUUUGGUUGGGAAGUCCUCAGAGCAGUACAAAGGAGCUGAUAUUAUUGUCUUUAAUACCGGACAUUGGUGGACUCAUGAGAAAACAUCCAAAGGGGAGGAUUAUUAUCAAGAAGGAAGCAAUGUGUAUCACGAACUCGCGGUACUUGAAGCUUUCCGUAAAGCGUUAACCACAUGGGGUCGAUGGGUUGAGAAGAACGUGAAUCCUAACAAGUCUCUUGUUUUCUUCCGAGGCUACUCCGCUUCGCAUUUCAGUGGCGGGCAAUGGAACUCGGGAGGAGCAUGCGACAGCGAAACUGAGCCGAUCAAGAACGAGACGUACCUAACACCGUACCCGUCUAAAAUGAAGGUGCUGGAGAGAGUGUUACGGGGGAUGAAAACCCCCGUCACGUAUCUAAACAUCACCAGAUUAACGGACUACAGGAAGGAUGGUCACCCGUCGGUCUACAGGAAACAUAGCUUAUCGGAUAGAGAAAAGAAAACGCCGUUGCUGUACCAAGACUGUAGCCACUGGUGCCUCCCGGGAGUUCCUGACUCUUGGAACGAGAUACUAUACGCUGAGCUGCUCGUUAAACUCAGUCAGCUUGGCAAAGCAAGACGGGAUCCUUGAGAGGUGUUUUUCCAUCUCAGAACAUUUGUUUGAUCUCUCAAUACUUUGGUUUCUUCUGUUUGAUUGUUUUUAGUUUGAGUAUAGAAUGUGUAGAGUAAAAAAGAAAGAUGAAAAAUAUGAUUUAUUCUCGGAUAUAUUUUCCACUAUUUUGUUGUAAAUGCUUUAUACCUCCAAAGAGAAGUUACAUAUUAAUA